Molecule: messenger RNA, 3224 nt
Organism: Solanum pennellii
Lineage: Eukaryota; Viridiplantae; Streptophyta; Magnoliopsida; Solanales; Solanaceae
Product: SNF2 domain-containing protein CLASSY 4-like
Exons: 4
Coding region: 1-3117 (1038 amino acids)
Biological process (GO): gene silencing by siRNA-directed DNA methylation
Molecular function (GO): ATP-dependent chromatin remodeler activity; ATP binding
Source: RefSeq, a predicted model, not a curated record
AUGGAUUCAGGGGAUGAUGACUCUGUUUCAAAGAGGAGGACUAGACAACAAUCUAUUAAAAAAAGGGCCAAGUUAAAUAAGAAGAGGAACAGAUUGAGUCGAAAGACUUGUUCUGUGAAUGUGAAUAAUGGAGAGGAUGUUAGUCGUGGGAGGAAAAGAAAAAUGGUGGAGCCUUCGCGAGGUGACAAGAGAAAAUCAAAAAAUGCAAGGGUGGUAAGAAAUGUGGUAAACAAUGGGAGGAGGAAGUUUAGUCCAGGAACUUGUGAGUCCAUCACGAAACGGCCUUUCAUCGAGGAAAUGUCUGAUGAUGAUUCUGAGGAGGAGAGUGAUCCUGAUUUCGUUAUCGUUGAGGAGGAGGAGGAGGCUGUAAAUACGUCAGGAUCUUCGUCCAAUGUUGGGUUAACGAGUCCUAUGUUGAAUGCAGCAGAGGAGGUUGUUUCAUCUACCUCAAGCAUGUGUAGCACAAAUGAUGAAUCUGAAGACUUGACUGAUACAACCUCAUUUUCUGAGUCGGAAUUUGAAUCUUCAAGUGAUGAUAUUGAUAGUGAUGACCCCAAAGACAAGAAUAACCGGGUGGUUGAAUCAUCGAGUUCGGAUGAUAUAAGCAGUGAUUUUGAUGAUGAGGAAUCAGAAGAUGAUGAGGUAUCAGAAGAUGAUGAUCUGAGCUAUCCUAAAAAUAAUGAAGAAGGAAAAAAGAAAUCAAAUGAGGGACUAGUAGCUCAGCUUGUUGUUGGCGGUGAAACGAACAAGAAAGGCCAAUCAUGUAUUCUUCAGCCACGCUCACUUUCUAAGCUGAAAGAGAAGAAGUUAAAUGAUGGAAAUUUUAGUAGACCGAUUCUUCUUAGUGAUGACGAGGAGUCUAAAUCCUUGUCCGAAGAGGACUGUGAGGUUGAUGACUCCGCGAAAAAUAUUGUUCAAAAGGAUGUUACUCAAAAGACUCGGAAGAACACUCUUGAAGAUUCUGAAUUUCUGAAGUUUGUUGUUGAUUCUAUAAUAAAUGUUGAUGAUCAUGAUAAAUUCACUCCUCAAGAGAAGGAACUUGUUCCUGUCAAAGAAACACUUCCUUUAGUAUUCCGGUUUGAAGACGAGGAACCUCUCCCCCCGGAGAAAGAAGAAUGGGAAAAGGAAAUCGAAAAUCUUUUUGUUGAAAUGGACAUGUGUAUCUUAGAAUCAGAUAUUGGCUUUACGAAUCAAUCUGUUUCACUGAUGCAGGAUGGAGACAUAAGUGGCUGUGAGAUGGGAAACCACCAUCUUGUGCUAGAUGAACAAAUUGGACUCAUCUGUAAAGUUUGUUCGCACGUGCAUUUGGAGAUCAAGUACAUCUUCCCUCCUUUUGCUGAGAGAACUCGAGGGAGGAAUGGAAGAAAAUAUUGUAGAGAGUCGCCAUCACUCUUGGAUGUUGACGACUUCAGAUUUUCUGAUUCUUCCACAGUCCAUGAUUCUCCUGUUUAUGAAGAAGGAACAGUUUGGGAUUUAGUUCCGUCAAAUGCCAAAGCAACAAUGUUUCCUCAUCAACGUGGAGGAUUUGAGUUCAUGUGGAAAAAUAUUGCUGGAGAUAUAAUUCUUGAGAGACUGAGAGAGCCCAUAUCUGAUGGUAAGGGAGGAUGCAUAAUCUCACAUCCACCUGGAACCGGAAAAACUCGACUCACCAUAGUAUUUCUUCAGUCAUUUCUAAAGUUGUUUCCAAAGUGUCGGCCUGUAAUCAUUGCUCCUUCCAAUCUGCUUCUUAACUGGGAAGCCGAGUUCCAUAAAUGGGAGGUGAACAUUCCCUUCCACAACUUGAACAACAAAGAUUUCUCUUUCCAGGAAGAUGAAGCUACUGCUAGUGUCUUCCACUGUUUAUCCCAUGCCGGAAGAAAAAAUCCACAGCUUAUACGUAUGGUGAAGCUGAGAUCCUGGGCUAAAAGUAAGAGUGUUUUGGGAAUCAGCUAUGACUUGUUCAGGAUUCUAACGGGAGGUGAUGGAGAUGGUUAUGCCAAAGAGAUUAGAGAAAUCCUUCUAAAAUUACCUGGUCUUCUGAUUCUUGAAGAAGGGCACACUGCUCGGAAUGAGCAAAGCCUUGUGUGGAAAGCUUUGAAAAAAGUUGAAACCGAGAAGCGCAUACUUUUGUCUGGUACUCCGUUCCAGAAUAACAUCAAAGAGUUGUACAAUACUCUCUAUGUAGUUAGUCCGAAGUUUGCUUCAGAUUUGGAGCAGAAAUGGGCUUCUCUUAGUAGUUCCAUUGACAAAAAUGCCCGAGCUUUGGAAGAGCUUAGGGAUAUUAUUUCACCAUUUGUUCAUAGAUGUAGUGAAAAUGUAAAGAAGGUAAGUCUUCCGGGUAUAAGGGAUACAGUGAUAUACUUGAAGCCGACAGAUUUGCAGAAGGAAUUGCUUAAAAGAAUUCCAGAGAAUCCAGGCUCGUUUUACGAACAAAAUCUGGUGUCUCUGAUCUCCGUCCAUCCUUCAUUAGUGGCAAAGAGGAAGGAGUUCUCUGAGUCAGUAAGUCAUCUAAAAGAACAAAGAUGUCGGUUGGAUCCAGAUAUUGGAGUGAAAAUGAAAUUUGUUGUGGAACUAAUCAAACUCUGUGGUGGGCCGAAGGAGAGGGUUAUAAUAUUUAGCCAGUUACUUGAUCCUCUAAACCUGAUCAAGGAGCAACUCAAUUCUCUCUUCGGCUGGACUUUAGGCCGCGAGAUUCUCUAUAUGGAUGGGAAACUUGAUGUAAAGCAGCGACAGCUAUCAAUAAAUUCUCUUAAUGACCCUAACAGUGAUGUAAAAGUGCUUCUUGCAUCGAUAAAAGCAUGUUCGGAAGGAAUAAGUCUUAUAGGGGCCUCAAGAGUGGUUUUGCUUGACGUUCUCUGGAAUCCCUCAGUACAGCAGCAAGCCAUCAGUCGAGCCUACAGAAAUGGUCAGACUAAAGUUGUGCAUGUUUACAAUCCAGUGAUAUCAAAAUGGGAGGUUGACAAGAUCGAACAGCAGACAAGAAAAAAGUAUCAUUCAGAUGUACUUUUGUCUAGGAAUGAAGUCAAGAUGGAUCCUUCACGUUCCGUUUCAGAGGAUGACAUACUAGAAUCCAUGGUUAAGCAUGAGGGCCUCCGUCAUAUUUUUGAAAAACUAUCUCAUGCACCAUGUACUACAUGAUUGUAACCAACCAAACAAUAAGGCACUUUGAUGCAGUUCUAUGGUUUCAGAUUCACACCUGGUUUAUGAAAAAUGCAGAUAGGAGUUCUCAUCAUUGAUCAUCCAUG